UCUCUCUCAGCUGGUUGCGACUUCACGCUACCCAACCAUGAGCCACACGGUGGGGUCUCCAUGGCAACAACAGCUCCCCUCUCUGCUUUCUCCCUCCCCGAUGGCAUCGGCCCACCAGCUGUCACAUGUCGAGCGUCCAGUUGCCAGCAGCAUAGCUCAUCUGGAGCUGAGUGUGCAGGAGAGAGAGAGAAACAGAAGUGAGGAAGAGGAUGAGAUGCAGGAGCUGACCUUCGCUCCAGUACACGCCCCUGUCAUCACCCUCGGAACACACGCUGCUGGCUCCUCCAGAUCAACCUCCCGGAGAUCUUUGGCACAGCUCUUCUCCUCUGGUUUUCCUCAGAUCCUGGACAUUCAGAACCAGGUGGCCGAGGUUCUGGAUCCUUCUGAGCCUGUGAACUUUAACCCCCAGAGAGAAGAAGCAGAUCCUCUGCAGGCCAACUCUCUCAUUAUUCAGUUCUUGGCUUUUACCAGGGUCCCUCAAGCUGGUGUGAAUUCAGACUGGCCCAGCACUGUCCAUUUCACCUUCCAGCUUUACAGCUUCCCCCCUGUCACCACAGAGCGUCUGAAGCUGCUUGACCUGGAAAGGAACAGCAAGCUGAAAUCCAACUCUGAUUACCCCUGUGUCCUCUCUGUUAUCAACAAGGAUGGCACACUUAGCUCUGGUUGUCCUGGUCUGCAGUUGCAGUACCGAGUUGACCCGCAGUUCCUCAAGCCAGGGGAACGGGGCUGGUUCCUGCGAUACCUGGCGCUUCACUCCCUGCAGAUUGAUGUCUGGGACAGUGAAUCCUUAAUGCUGAUUGGCUCAGCUGCUGUGGAGCUGAAGCAUAUGCUGCGUCAAGGCCGUGCAGCCGUCCAGGUGAACCAUGAGCUGGAAGUGAUCACUACUGAGUACCUGCAGGAUGCCAACUUUGCCAGCAGGCAUGACAGCAAGCACAGCAGCACUCCAGCCAUCAGUGUCUACACUACCGUAAAAGGAAUUCUGCAUCUGCGGCUUGGCAACGUUGGUUGCAGUGUGACAAAUUCCCAGAGUCUUUUGGCUCUUCCUCCAUCGCUCUCCCAUGUGGUCCAGCCCUGUGAUGCCCCUCAGGGUUUUACGGGAGGAGGUGUCCCUGCUUUAACGGUCCUCCAGCUUAACGCAAGCAAUGCCAGACGAGCCCGCCGAUUGCCAGAAAUUGACAGCGAGCUGGCCAGACUGCUUCAAAGCACCAUGAGGGAAGUAGGCGGAGCCGCACGGCAUCAGCAGGCUGAAGCGAAAGAAGUGCACCAGAGAAAGAUUGACAGAAUGGCAGCUGUCCGUCAACACGAGGAGCAGAAGGCCACGCCCCCUUUUCAGGACAGCUCAAACAUCACGAGGCAUCGGGCAGAGCGUGUGCAGCAUUCCCGUGACCUGCGUGUGAUUGAGGCCUAUCGUGAGCGCUGUAAAGCACAGGAGAUCACCAACAUGCUCUCUCAGGUCAUCACUACCAAACACACUCUCUACGCCACACUCGGAACGGCAGAGUUCUUUGAAUUCGUGCUCAAUAAUCCAUUCAAUGUUCCUCAGACUGUCACCAUUGAAUGUGAUGACCCAGAGCUCAGUGUAAUCGUGAAAAGUGAGGAGUGGAGAUAUUUCAAGGAGUUGACGAAGACUCUGACUCCUCUAGAGGAGGAGAUGUUUCACCUAAAGGAGAGCACAUGGACUCCACAGGUUUACCUGCGGCCCAAAGAAAGUAUCCAUGUUCCGUUCAAGUACCAGACCUUCAUCUGUGGUCACGCCUUCCCUAUUCAGGAUACAAAAAGCUUAAAGAUUUCAAGAAGUCCACAGAUGGCUCAGAAACAUCUGUCCAAUACAAUUCAUGCCAAAUCCAUCAAGGUGCUGUUCCGUGGGGAAAACAGAAAGCCUCUGGUGAUCUGCCAGGUAGAUGUUGAACCGACACCACAUGUGGUGGACCAGACCUUCCGUUUCUACCAGCCUGAACUCACUUUCCUAAAGAAGGCCAUUCGCUUGCCUGCAGCCUGGGACGACACAGCAGAUGGUUCUGCCACCCUCCAUGUGCGCUGCAGUGACCCCAAUGUCAUCUGCCACACCACCAACCUGUCUCCAGGAGAACCACAGGAUGUUUACCUGAAAGUACCUGGUAGCCCAAGUCCACAGAUUAGGAAAUUCUUCAUUACCAUUUUCACUGACCCUUGGCUGGCCUCCCCUGCGCAGAUCUGGCAGGUAUACGUGCAUUACCAGCAAAGGAUGGACCUGAGCUGUGUGUGUGGCACUCUGAGCUGGCAUUCGCUGGUUCUGCACGGCACACAAGCCAUUCGCAGGGUCAAGUGCUACACGUCGCAUCCCCUCGAGCUGCAGGUGGAUCCAGGUGAAAUUUUUGCUCUUCCUGCUCAGGGAGUUCAAGAUGUCUGCGUGGGCCUGAGGGCUCUGCGCCCUGGAAGCCGUUUCUUUUACCUCAAUGUAGUCGAUGUGGACACUCGGCAGCUAGUUGCCUCUUGGCUGCUGUGCAUCACAUGCCGACAGCCUGUAAUCUCCAAGGCAUUUGAAAUCAGCGUUCCUGUAGAUGGAGGGAAGGGCAGCAAUAAGAAAAUCAGUUUCACAAACCCCUACUCUUCCUCCAGAGUAUUCAAUCUGCGAACAGAUCGCCCAGACCUGCUUCAGUUUAAAGAGGAGCAAUUUCAGGCGCAGAGCCAAAAGAAUCGAUACGGCCGUGCUUUUGAGGAGAUUAUGAACUAA
Messenger RNA from Sinocyclocheilus grahami, 2713 nucleotides. RefSeq names its product nephrocystin-4. NCBI's taxonomy places the organism in Eukaryota, Metazoa, Chordata, Actinopteri, Cypriniformes, Cyprinidae. Gene Ontology annotation, cellular component: cytoskeleton; ciliary basal body; ciliary transition zone. Gene Ontology annotation, biological process: protein localization to ciliary transition zone; negative regulation of canonical Wnt signaling pathway. The transcript is spliced from 18 exons. Bases 38 to 2713 code for a protein of 891 amino acids. The record is from RefSeq and is a predicted model, not a curated record.